Messenger RNA from Dermacentor silvarum, 2278 nucleotides. RefSeq lists its product as uncharacterized. The transcript has 2 exons. NCBI's taxonomy places the organism in Eukaryota, Metazoa, Arthropoda, Arachnida, Ixodida, Ixodidae. Gene Ontology annotation, molecular function: nucleic acid binding; zinc ion binding. The record is from RefSeq and is a predicted model, not a curated record. Bases 1034 to 2134 code for a protein of 366 amino acids.
AUGAGUGAGUAGACAGCGUCAACGCACUGCGUAGGAGCGUCUGCUCCAAUUAAACACCAUCGAGUCGCCGACAAAGACGACGAUGUUGGCGGGCGGUGGCACGAGCGACCAGACGAGGGGGAAAGAGAAUCGACCAAUCAGUGGUCGACACGAAACCACAGGCUGUGGUACGAGGAACGAGGAAGAAGAAGAGACUGGGAGGCUCGAAGAGAGAUCGCUCGGAGACGGGGUGCAAGGAUCGCUGGUGUCGAGGUCGGUGUCGUCGGGGUCCAGACCCGAACCCGAGAGCCUCAACAGAACCAGCAUGGCCCCGGUUGUCCCUGGAGGGAUCCACCGAGCGUAAGGCCCGGUUAUUCCUGCGGAAGCUGCUGCUGCCGGCGUUCGUGUUCCUGCUGGCGUUCCUGCUCCUCUUGCUGUUCCUGCUGGCGUGCCUGUUCCGGUUGGCGUUCCUGUUGCGGUUCCUGAGCCGCCGUGCGGAGAGCAGAGGUCACCUGGGGGUGACCAGAGGCCUGGAACGACGCUGACGAGAGGCGCCAGGGCGAAGCCGCGAACCAGGGAACCGGUACGGGCGCCGCUCAGCUACAGCGGUCGGACUUGGUCGGUCUUCGACUCCGACAACCUUGGACUCGGACGUCCGGGUUGGCUCUACCGUGCGUCCGCGUCCCUCGCAUGCCACUGCCCGCCACGUCACUACUGCCGUCAACGCAAGUGCCCGAGUAACUAAGACUCGAUGAUUUUUGUUUCUUUGUUUUGAUUGAGACUCUUCUCGCGUGGACUAACGGGGUUAAUUGUACUUUUGGUUUUUAUGUACUUUCUGUGUUCUGUUUAGUGUUCUUUUCUUUUCCUCCCUUUCCUUGCUUUGAAUAUUAAGUUUGUUUUGAAAAAGAAAAUGGCUUUGUCUUUCCUGAACGGAGGCUCUGCCUCAGUGUAACAAUUCACUCCCGAAGAACCUGACAUCACAAAAUUGGCGUCCGCUAGGACAGGACAAGACAAAGCCAUUUCUUCCAGUUAUCAUUACCGUGUAGUCAUCGAGAUGAGUUUGUCAGAGCUUACGGCGUUGGGCGAGCGUAUGGGUCUGCAGGGCGCGGAGUUGCGAAAGUGGGUAGAUGAGAAAGCCGACAGGGCGCAGGAGGAGGCUGCCAAAGCACGUGAGGAACGGCUCGCGGAGCGCGAGGCAACCAAGCAGCGUUUAGAGCUCGAACAGAGGGCACUGGAGCUACGCCUUAAGUUAGCCGAGGCAGGAGGUGGCACAGAAUUGGCAACUCCUAGCCGCGAAUCGGAAAGAAGUCGCUCAUCUUUUGUGAACCCUCACAACUUAAUUCCUGUGUUUAAUGAGAAUCGAGACGACUUAGACGCUUAUCUAAAGAGAUUUGAGCGUGUCGCCAAUGGGCAGGAAUGGCCUAAAGAGAAAUGGGCCACGGCACUGAGUUUGUGUCUGGAUGGGGAAGCAUUGAAAGUGUUUGGCCGCUUGUCGCCUGAGGAGUCGAUGGACUAUGACAAGGUCAAAAUGGCAUUGCUCCAGCGCUUUCGUUGUACUGCCGAAGGCUAUCGAGAAAAAUUUCGUCGGAGUAAGCCCUACGAUAAUGAGACUGCUAAGCAGUAUGCUACUAGGCUUUUCAGUUUUUUCGACAGAUGGGUAGAGAUGAGUGUCCAGGGGAAAUCUUUUGACGCGGUUCGGGACUUAAUAGUCGCUGAACAGCUUUUGAAUAAUUGCCAUAGUCGUCUUUCACUGUUUCUUCGUGAGCGGAACUGUCAGACGGUUGAGAAAAUCGCAGAAGCGGCUGACCACUUCAUGGAAGCCCAGCGACAAAGCAACUUGCUUGUUUUCCGGGAGAAACAAGAUGAAAGCAAAGAAAAGGACGCUGGUCAAACUGUGAGGUCGAGCAUAAAAUGUUUUGUUUGUGGAAAAUCAGGACACAAAGCAUCAGAUUGCCGCGUAAGGGUCAACCAGCCCUAUUGCGGGUACUGCCGAAAAACGGGACAUGACGUCCAGUCCUGCAAACGAAAAGGGGGCAAUGCAAAAGAAGCAUCGGCUUGUCUUUCUUCACCUGUCGAAGUUCAUUGCAAGAAAGAAGAGCCUAAGUUUGACAGGGAAGACGCGACAGAAGUCUGUGGUCCCAAAGAAACUUCGUAGCCAAGUUUUGGUACUCGCGCAUGAAAAUGCAUUGUCCGGACAUGGAGGAAUUAAGAAGACCACGGAGAAAGUACUUGGUGCAUUCUUCUGGCCCGGCGUUCAAGCAGAGAUCAAAAGAUAUGUUCGAUCUUGCGACUCCUGCCA